AAGUUUCAGGUUGGUUUUUCCAGACUGUAUUAGAGAAAGUACAUAUUUUUUUUAAACCCUCCGAGGCGCCAUGCGGGACCGGUCGCUGCCCGCCUCCCCGAACUGGUACUGCUCCCGCUGCAGCGAUGUGAGCCGCGGCGGGCUGCUGGGAGUCGGAACCAAGAACAUCAUCAGCCUGAUUGACGUGUCUGCAUCCAGCUGCAGGGUCUCAGGUGAGCUUGUGGGCCACAGAGACUUGGUGUCGGGCUUUUCUUUCUGCCACCAUGAAGCUCAGAGUCACAUCUGUGUCAGCUCCUCCACCGACGGCAGCGUUCGCUUCUGGGACUCGGACAAGAGGACGCUGAUCCGAGAACACGAGUCUCAUCAGAACCCGGUGUCGGCAGUGCACUGGUCGCCUGUGGAUAAAAACCUGGUGGUGUCGGGGGAUGAGAAAGGCAUCGUGGUCUGUCACUGGUUCAACACGGGAGACACCAGCAGCUUCUUCCCCGAGCCGAGGACCAUCUUCUGCCUCAGCUGCUCCCCGCACACCUGGAGCUCCGUGGCAGUCGGGUACAAAGACGGGAUGAUCGUGCUGAUCGACGUCAGUAAGAAAGGCGAAGUGAUGCAUCGUCUCCGCGGACACGACGACGAGAUCCACUCGCUGGCCUGGUCACCAGUGGGACGCGAGGACGCUUUGUACAGCCGGUCUGAGGACGGGGAAGCUACCAACGGGGUGUCUGCAGCGGAGGAGAGCGGCGGCUACCUGGCUUCUGGGAGCAAAGACCAAACUGUGAGGAUCUGGAGCACAGCGAGGGGAAAAGGUGUUACGACGUUAAAGCUGCCUUAUCUGAAGAAACGAGGCUCUGCGGUCGACCCCGGCGUCAAGGAGAGACUCUGGCUUCACGUCCACUGGCCGAAGGGACGGCCGACGCAACUGGUGUCGAGCUGCUUCAGCGGUGAGUUGAUGAUGUGGGACUUGACCAAAGCUGGGAAGCAGAGGUGGACUCUGUUGGGAACGUCCUCAGAGGGUCAGAACCACAGCAGGAUCGUCUUCAACGUGAGCUCACUGCAGCUGCCGGAAGGCAAAGAGCUGCUCUUCAGCACCUCCAUGGACAGAGAGAUCAAAUGCUGGGACUUGGCCUCUCUGGACUGCUGCUGGACUCUGCCCACCCUCGGCGGCUUCGUCUACGCCCUGAGCUUCUCCCCCGUGGGCUCCGGGUGUCUGGCGCUGGGCGUCGGCGACAACAUGAUCCGGGUUUGGAACACGCUGACCACCCAGAACCAGUACGACACCCGGGCCUUCUGGCAGGGCAUCAAGUCGAAGGUCACGGCGUUGGCCUGGCACCCGAAAAAAGAAGGAUCCUUGUCUUUCGGAACAGACGACGGUAAAGUUGGAAUCUACGACGUCUUCUCAAACAAGCCUCCUCAGAUAUCGAGCUCCUAUCACCGAAAAACAGUGUACACGUUGGCCUGGGGACCCCCAGUCCCCCCGAUGUCAUUUGGCGCGGCGGGAGGAAAGCCGACGUACAGCCUUUACAGCUGCGCCGGCGAAGGAGUGAUUCUGCAGCACGAUCCGUCCAAACUGAGUGGAGACGCGUCGGACAUCGACCGGCUCAUCAGAGACACCAACAACAUCAAGCACAAGCUGUCUCCACACACCGACCUCAGCUGGAAGCCAGAUGGGAAAGUUGUCGCCAUCGGCAACGAGGACGGGUGCAUCGACGUGUAUCAGGCUCCCAGUCUGAAGCUUCUUUGCAGCAUCCAGCAGCACCACAAGAUCAUCAACACGCUACGGUGGCAUCACGAGCACAGUUCCCCUCCGGAGCUGCACGGCCUGCUGGCGUCGGGCUCCAGCAACGCCACCGUCUUCGUGCACGAUCUCCACUCCGUGAUAGAGAAUCCUCCAGAUAGCCCCGUGGUUCUGACCGAACCGUACCGCCGCCUGUCCGGACACACGGCUAAAAUCACCAACAUGGCCUGGAGCCCUCACCACAGCGCCCGGCUGGUCACCGUCUCCUACGACGGCACCGCUCAGGUGUGGGACGUGUUGGAAGAGGCGGCCGUCUCCAACUACCGCGGCCACGUCGGCUACCUGCUGAGUGUCGACUGGUCGCCAGUGGACCCGGACGUGGUCUGGACCGGAGGGAAGGACUUCACCGUGCAGGAAUGGAGCGUCUCCAAGCAGGAGUUCACCAAGCCGCCAAAAGGGAAGAAGAUGGUGGAUCUGAAGGAGAAGAUGAAAGCCAACCCCAAGCAGAAGAGGAAGAACAAGAAGGCGAGCGGAGGAGCAGCGCCGGCGGACGUGAACGGAGAGACGGUUCUGGGAGGAGAGAAGGUGGCGGGGCCGGGUCAGGAUCUGUCCGCUGAGGAUGAGGAGGAUGAAGUCAGCUCCACCAACAGCCCGGUACCUGCUGCAGCCACUUUUGAGAUGCAAAGAAAAUCAUCUGCUGCUGUAAAGAGUAAAGACAAACCAGACGUGACCUUGCUGAAGAAGAAGAAGCCUCGCUCCAUGCUGCCGCUCAGCACGUCCAUGGACCACCGGCCCAAAGAGGAGCUGCUGCAGGACUGCAUCACUCUGGCUUCUGUCAGGCACGGCGACGCUCCUGCCGGCUGCGUCCCAGGUCAGGGAGACCACGUCCACCUGGGCCUGUUCGCCGACAGAGCGGCUCUGCAGCGCAUGUUCCAGGCAGAAGAGGACGGCCACGUGGAGGCCGGUCACUUCGACUCCGUCGUGUACCUGCGGCUGUGGAGCGGCGACCUGGAGGGGGCGCUGCAGCUUGCCACCGAGAAAGGAGAGCUCAGUGAUCACCUGCUGUCCGUGGCUCCCAUGGCCGGGUUCCAGGUUUGGAGGCGGACGGUCGAGGCCUUCGUCAAGCAGCUGUGUCUGCAGGAGCAGUACCUGAAGGCAGCGUCCCACCUGCUGUCCAUCAACAAGCUGUACGAGGCCGUCGACCUGCUGCGCUCUCACAGACUCUACAGGGAGGCCAUCGCUCUGGUCAAAGCCCGGCUGCCGGCAGACGAGCCCGUCCUGAAGGAGCUGUACACCUGCUGGGCUGCCGUGCUGGAGAAGGACGGACAUUUCUCUGCAGCUGCUAAAUGUUACCUGGCGGCGGGCGCCAGCUUCGAUGCAGCCAAAGUCAUCUCCAGGAAGAACGACGUCCCGUCCCUGAGCGCGGCGGCCGGUCUCGCGAGGAUCUCUGGAGAGGCCGAUCUGGCUCAAUCGCUGGCGCUGCGAUGCGCUAAAGACCUGGCAGCCGCUCAGGACUGGGUCGGAGCUCAGCAGGUUCUGAGCUCACAGGACAGCCUGCUGGUCCACAGGCUGCACCUCUGCGUCGCCGAGAUGCUGACGUCGGCGCUGGUCGACUCCGAUGAGGUCGUCUCUCCGGCGUCCUCGACUCAUUCGUGGGCGUCAGCGGGCGAACGUGGUGUCGGCAUCCUGACCCGAGUCAGGGACGUGUGGAGGCAGCAGUUCGGCGACUCGCAAAACUUGGCGGGACGUGGCGGCUUCGGAGCGCUUCUGCAGGAGCUGAAGUCCAUCGAGAGCCCAACGCCGUCCGCCAACAUUCCCCUCAGACAGAUCCUGCUGUGUUCGUCCCUCCACUUGGCCCGAGCCGUGCUCAGCUGGCUGCUGGACGACGACGAGCAGCUGAUGAAGGAGCUCUGGCAGACGCUGGUUUGGCUGAAAGACGCCGAACGCUUCAGCGUCUCCGCGCGACUCUGCAGGCUGCUGUUUCCUGACGGUGACUUCAGUGUUUGUUCCAGGAAUCCUUCCCAAAGGCUUCAUCUCUCAGAAGAAGCCAAAGCUGCUGCCGGCAGCCUGCAGGCUUUAGUCUCCUACCACCGUCUGUACGAGUUCUGGUGGAACUCAGCAGGCGGCCACAACACCCACAAUGGACUUUCCCGUCCUGAAGACGAGCUGAAGGACAGCGUGGAGGACGGAGGUCCAUCGGAGGGAGCAGAGAAGCUCCAUCCGGCCACUGGGAGGUUCGAUGAACCGGAAUUUGACCCAUCGCUGCUUCUGUCGGAGCCUCACGCUGCCUGCCAGGCCUCGCAGAGAGCCAUGAAGGAGAUCCAGGAGCGUCUGGGCGCCAUGGUGCUGCAGCACAGCCGGGCUCAGGGAGGGCGGCCGGACGACGGGGAGGUGCCGGACAUCCAGAGCUCUGCUGAGGGCGUCCAACGUUCUGAUGACCAGGAGACUCUGCUGUCUUUGUCCACCAAGAUGUCCGGCUACCAGAAGGAGCUGGCCGAGCUGCCCGACACGAUCACGAUGUAUCCUCACCCAGACGUGGUGGAGUGCUGCCUGGUUCUGCUGCAUCUCGGCAGGUCUUCACCGUCUCUGUCCGACUCCCUCCAACGAGAGGCCAAAGAUCUGCUCCGGAAGUACGGGACGAGUCCGUCUGUCCUGAAAGCCUCCCAGAGAUUCCUGGCCUGACCGAUUUGCCCACAAACUGAAAGAAGCACUUGACCUGUACAGACGUUUGUUGAAUAAAAUGAACCUUUUGACUACAAAGUGUGACGGAA
This is a messenger RNA of Stegastes partitus (bicolor damselfish), 4500 nucleotides long. It is a transcript of the gene gemin5, whose product is annotated as gem (nuclear organelle) associated protein 5. Gene Ontology annotation, cellular component: SMN complex; nucleus. The transcript is spliced from 28 exons. The record is from RefSeq and is a predicted model, not a curated record. The coding region runs from base 71 to 4411 and encodes 1446 amino acids. Gene Ontology annotation, molecular function: protein binding; mRNA 3'-UTR binding. Gene Ontology annotation, biological process: spliceosomal snRNP assembly. NCBI's taxonomy places the organism in Eukaryota, Metazoa, Chordata, Actinopteri, Pomacentridae.